AUGAUCCGUCUCUCGCAAGCCCUCGCAAGGCUUAAGUACUAUUAUCAACACUGAUCGUAGAAAGAUGGUUCUGGAAUAACUUAUCCUCUCACGCGUGAAUGACAAUGACGACGAGAACGUAGUUUGUUGUGACGAGCCUCAUCAUUUUUAGCAAUCUAAUCUACUUUUGAGAUCAACGUAUUUUUGUAGUACAUCAUACCUAAAAAUUGGAUUUGCUCUGUAUGAACCUUAGGUUCUCGAACGUGGUAGACGAGCGAGAUUGGGAGGAGGCGAUCCGACUCACGGAUGCCUCGAAGGCGAGUGUCGUAGUCGAUCCUGAUGCCGCAGACGCAGCCGCGGAGCGAGAAGCUUUUGCGCGCGAUAUGCAGAUCGGAGAAAACCUUAUGCAACAACAUGACUUGCAUAUUACCUGAUGAAAAAGCAGAUCAAUAGCAUUGACGAGUUAUUUCUUAGUGUUUACACACAUUCAUCUUCUUUCUUAGUUCUUCCCUGUACUUGCACGGGCUGUAGUUGUAAAGAACUCAGGACCAAAAACUCAUUCUAAUGCAAAAGAGGCGGAUCCCGACGAGAUUGAUGAAAACGCGAUGCGGGAUCAAAUGGACGGCAUUGUUGGUGCUGCUAUUGAUGAAAUGGGAGAACAGCAGCAGAUGGGACAGGACGGAGAGGAGGGAGACUACAUGGGUAACAUCUGGGAUAUCCUGCGACAGGAAUUCCUCAAAGCUGGCCAGAACGUGCCGAUCUUCGUUACAGAACUGAAAAAGGCAGUCACUUCGCGAGGCUACAAUCAGCAACAGUUCGACACUACACUAGGAUUUUACGAAGACAUGGGGGUGGUCGAGUACACGGAUGCAACGCGAAACGCUGUCAAGGCAGGAGGAGAAUUGGAAUGAUGAAGUCAGCCACAAGAAGUUCGCGUUUAAAUCAUCAUUAGGAAAUAAGCAUCACACUCAGGAGCUUCAGACGGAAACGCGUCUUGGUUCUACUAUUGAACGAUAAACAAAAAGAUAAAGAGUCCUUUUUCAACUAUGAAAUCACCCUAGUUCAUGCGUCUGAUGUUGUCAUCAGUACAGUUACCGAUGGCGUUGUUCCUGAAUUUGACGUUGUUCUCUCCUUUCUGAAUUUGAGAUCAGUACAGUGGAUUUAGCACUAUGAUUAGCAGUCAGUUUUUGAUUCUCUAAAACCUAAAAGCACGGGCGUUUCGAACACACACUAAACGACUCAGCACGAAUUACAGUACAGAACGAAAGAACUGGGUCGAAUCUGAAUCCUAAAGAACUUCUUCUUUCAGUUUGGUUCUAGAAGUUCAUCGCGGUUUUUUUGGGAUCACCACGCGAUGAUGAAAACAAUCUUUUCAGAAAACCAAUUUCCAAUCCGAUCAUACAAAUUCUUGCGCCCUCCUACACACGAGUCGAUUCUCGCAUGUAUUUUUUUUAACUUGAUCCGCCCAAGUUGUUGUGGACGUUGAUUUGCUAGGUCGAUGAAAUGCACCAGUUCAAAAAGGAAAGAAGACGAAAGCCCAGGGCAGUCGUCGGCAGUCAUUUUUCUGUAUCGCACCAACUUUGCCUGAACCGCUUAGCUGAAAAAGGGCUGUUCAUUAUGUCACAAUGGCAGGUGGAAAAGCAUCUGGAUCUGCCCACGAC
Messenger RNA from Amoebophrya sp. A25, 1640 nucleotides. The record is from the annotation of a GenBank genome assembly. Lineage: Eukaryota; Dinophyceae; Syndiniales; Amoebophryaceae.